GCCCGCACGUCAAUUUGGUCACAUAAACAUGAGGAUACCGUCACCUUAGGGCGCAGCAACUUUUUCCCAAGCUUUUUCCGCGACGCACGCAAGAGUCCGCUCACGUUCCCCACGAGUGCCCGCCGGACCUGUAUGGCCCCAUCGACCGCCAUGUCAGCUUUGACCGCGGCCCUGAAAAGCGAAGACCUCGCCCCCCGCUCGGUCCUCGUCCACAGAGGAGACAUGCAGACCAGCCUGAGUCCCGCCGAGGAGCCGGGGAAGCCCAAAGUCGCGAUCCUGCCCUUCAGCGUGGAGGCGCUGAUGGCGGACAGGAAGCCCACUCGAGACGUGCCGUCCCCGAACAACGCGUCCGUGGCCGGCACGUCCCAGGCGCUGGGGAAGGGCGCGCGCAUCGGCUCGUUCGCCAGUCUGGAUACGUCCGUCCCCGCGUUGCCCAUGAGCUCCGCUUAUUCCGUGGGCGAGAUUAUGAGCGUGCCAGAAGACGCGCUGAUUAAACCCGAGAGUCCGGACAGUAAAGACAGGACCUCGUGGAUCCAGAGUCCGCGAUUUUCCCCCACGCCUCCAAGAAGGCUGAGUCCUCCUGCGUGUCCCCUGAGGAAACACAAGACUAACAGAAAGCCCCGGACCCCCUUCACCACGUCCCAGCUGCUGGCCCUGGAGAGGAAGUUCCGCCAGAAGCAGUACCUCUCCAUCGCCGAGCGCGCGGAGUUCUCCAGCUCCCUCAACCUGACGGAGACGCAGGUCAAAAUCUGGUUUCAGAACAGGAGGGCGAAAGCCAAGCGGCUGCAGGAGGCAGAACUGGAGAAACUGAAAAUGGCAGCGAAGCCCAUGCUGCCUCCGGCGUUCGGCAUCUCCUUCCCUCUGGGCGCGCACGUGCCCGCGUCCUACGCGGGGUCGCACCCGUUCCAGAGGCACUCCCUGCCGGUUUCCCCCGUGGGACUGUACGCCGCGCACGUCGGAUACAGCAUGUACCACCUGGCCUGACAGGGAAGGCGUGGGUGACGGGCUCGCGUGGGACACGCAGGGAGGGGGGGGGGUUUCGGGCCGCUUUCUGCGGGGGAAAAAAAGCGGCGUGGACAGGUGAGGUGAUGCUGUAACGCAGAGGCGUCCUGUCGUAGCACAGACCCCCUAAUGAGGACCUCACACGAAAUCACCCGGCUGCAUAAGUCAUUUAACCUCCAGUACUUUCUUCCAGUGGACUUUGACACUCACCGAUCAACAACGCGUUGAACGUAGAAAUGUAAUUUCAGGAGUGAGCGUCGGACUAAGCGACUGAGACUGACAUUGUUGCGGUGCAGGGGGGGGGGGGACCUGGUGACGUCACAACUGGACAGUGGAGCGUGGACGAGUCGCCCACUGCGCUGCUCUCAGCCAGGUAGAAACUCGUCUGACCAGGUUUUAUGACAGCAAUAAAGAGACGAAUGCGCAGCUUCACAGUUUGCACCAACAGUCUUAGGCUCGGAUUCCACCUCUGGGCCGUCACACGGCGAUGACCGUACUUUACCCCUAAUGUUGUCCGCAUUCCUCUCGAUGCGGACUUCCAGCGGGUUACUAAAUGCUCUUUGUGAACUCGGAGAACCACAGCAUUUGUUUUUAUAACAGCACUGUCUGUUGUUGAAAUGAUUCCCUUCGCAAGGGAUACGUGUACUGUAAAAUAAUGUACAUUUGAAGAAUAUCCUCAUUUAUAUUAUGAAUAUAUUUGUGACAUAACUUAAUAAAUUGUUUAUUCUUUUUUCAUUGA
Betta splendens (Siamese fighting fish) is the source of this 1741-nucleotide messenger RNA. RefSeq names its product muscle segment homeobox 1a (gene msx1a). Gene Ontology annotation, molecular function: RNA polymerase II transcription regulatory region sequence-specific DNA binding; DNA-binding transcription factor activity, RNA polymerase II-specific. The coding region runs from base 133 to 984 and encodes 283 amino acids. Gene Ontology annotation, cellular component: nucleus. Lineage: Eukaryota; Metazoa; Chordata; Actinopteri; Anabantiformes; Osphronemidae. Gene Ontology annotation, biological process: embryonic morphogenesis; regulation of transcription by RNA polymerase II. The transcript is spliced from 2 exons. The record is from RefSeq and is a predicted model, not a curated record.